UACUACAUUGAAGAGACAAUUAUUGAGGAAGGUGAACCACAUGAGGUGGUCACUGAGAUCACUGAGACCAUUAGCACAGACUUCACAGGUCCUAAAACUACCACCUAUAUUGUUGAGCAUGAAAAACCUUCUGUUGAGGAUGCAGCACCUCCAGUCAGAAAGAAGAUAAUACGGACAAAAGUGGACCCAUCUAAGUUUUUGACACCUUACCUGCAACAUAGUAAUAAAAUGAAGGACCUAUUCAGUGAGGUUAAAUACCGCAUGGCUGGUGGAGUUGCUAGAACUAUUUGCCACAUUGAUGAAAAGGCCAAAGAUAUAGAACAUGCAAAGAAGGUGUCACAGCAAGUGAGCAAGAAACUCUAUACCGAAGACUGGGAAGGAGACAAAACAUUAUUCUAUCCAUACAAUGACAGUCCAGAGCUCAGAAGGGUGGCACAGGCUCAAAAGGCUCUGAGUGAUAUUGUCUACAAAAAAGGGCAUGAUGAACGAAAAUCUAAAUAUACUCCUCUGCCAGAUCCACCUGAUGUGGAGCAAGCCAAGAAAGUGACAAGGCAGCUGAGUGAUGUUAUUUACCAUGAGGACUAUAAAAACAAGAUCAAAGGCAAGUGGAGUCAAACUCCAUGCUAUGAUGUUGCAAUUGCGAAAAUGAAUGCAGAAAAUAUAAGUAUGAAAAAAUACCAGGAAGACUUUGAAAACAUCAAAGACCAAAUCUACUUUAUGCAGACUGAAACUCCAGAAUAUGAAGCUAAUAAGCGAGUUUCAAAUAAUGUCAGUAAGAAACUAUACAAAGAAGCCUAUGAACAAUCAAAAGGAACCAGCAUGAAUUACUGUGACACACCGAAGUUCCAGACUGAUACUGCUCUGAAGAAUUAUAGUGACGUAAAAUAUAAAGAUGCAUAUCAAAAGAAUAUUUUAGGACACUAUUUGGGCAGCUUUGAGGACCCACAUCAUACACACUGCAUGAAAGUUGAAGCUAUGAAGAGUGAUAAAAAUUACAAAGCAGAAUAUGAGGAGGAUAAGACAAAAUGCUACUUCCCUCAGACCAUAACUCAAGAGUACGAAGCUAUUAAGAAGUUAGAGCAGUGUAAAGAUCACACCUACAAAAAGCAUCCUGAUCAAACCAAAUUUACUCAAGUGACUGACUCUCCCGUACAGAAGCAGGCAGAGAUCAAUAGCAGACAGCUGAGUGAUAUAGCAUAUAAAUCCAAAGGUGAAGAAAUUAUUCACAAGUACCACCUCCCUCCAGAUGUGCCCCAGUUUAUACAGGCUAAAGUUAAUGCCUACAAUAUUAGUGAUAACUAUUACAAAACGGGAUUGGAAGAAUUAAAAUCAAGGGGAUAUGAUCUAAAAAGUGAUGCUAUUCCUAUCCGAGCUGCCAAGGCUGCUAGGCAGGCCGCCAGUGAUGUUAACUAUAAAAAAGCCUAUGAACUUGCCAAGGGUAAACUCGUUGGUUUCAAGAGCCUCCAAGAUGAUCCCAAACUCGUUCAUUAUAUGAAGGUAGCCAAGAUGCAGUCUGAGCGAGAGUACAAGAAAGAUUACGAGAAAACAAAAACUAAGUACAACAUUCCACUGGAUAUGGUCAAUGUUGUUGGUGCCAAGAAGGCUCAAGAGAUUGCCAGCAAUGCUAAUUACAAGAACCUCGUACACCACUAUACUUACUUACCAGAUGCAAUGAAUGUGGAGCUGACCAAAAAUAUGAUGGAGAUUCAGAGUGAUAAUGCGUACAAAUCAGAUUAUAAUAACUGGAUGAAAGGCAUUGGUUGGAUCCCCAUUGGCUCCCUAGAAGUAGAAAAAGCUAAAAAAGCUGGAGAUGCCUUGAAUGAGAAGAAAUAUCGUCAGCAUCCAGACACCAUUAAGUUUACAAGUGUGGUGGACUCUCCAGUAAUGGUCCAAGCCAAACAGAAUUCAGUUCAACUCAAUGAUGCAUAUUAUAAACAAGACUAUCAUGAUCUAAUAGCUAAAGGGAACAAUGUGUCAGUUGAUGCUAUUCCAAUUACUCGGGCCAAGGCUUCAAGAAACAUUGCUAGUGAUUAUAAAUAUAAAGAAGCAUAUGAAAAGUCUAAAGGAAAACAGGUUGGUUUCAGAAGCCUGCAAGAUGACCCUAAGCUUGUCCACUACAUGAACGUAGCAAAGAUUCAGUCUGACCGUGAGUACAAGAAAGACUAUGAGAAGAGCAAGACUAUCUAUCAUGCACCUCCUGACAUGUACAGUAUCCAGGCUGCUAAACAGUCUCAGGAUGUAGCUUCUAAUGUCCACUACAAGAACCUGAUCCAUCACUACACUUACCUGCCAGAUGCCAUGGAUGUUGAGCUUGCGAAGAACAUGAUGCAAAUUCAGAGUGAUAAUGCAUACAAACAAGAGUAUAACAGCUGGUUCAAGGGUAUUGGAUGGAGUCCUCUCGGUUCUCUGGAUGUUGAAAAAGCUAAAAAGGCUGGAGAUGCAUUAAAUGAAAAGAAAUACCGUCAGCACCCAGACACCAUCAAAUUUACAAGCAUACCAGAUUCAAUACCAAUGGUUUUAGCUCAACACAACACCAAGCAACUGAGUGAUGUAACAUAUAAGCAAGAGGGUGAAAAAGUAAAGCACAAAUACACCCUGGAUCCUGAUGUUCCUCAGUUUAUUCAAGCCAGGGUCAAUGCCUUCAAUUUGAGUGAUGCUAACUACAAAGCAGACUGGAAAAAAACCAUUGCCAAAGGAUAUGAUCUGAAACCAGAUGCCAUUCCGAUUAUUGCUGCUAAAGCUUCUCGAAAUAUUGCAAGUGAUUACAAGUACAAGGAAUCAUAUGAGAAAGGAAAAGGCAAACAGGUUGGAUACCGUAGCCUGCAGGAUGAUCCUAAACUUGUUCAUUACAUGAAGGUGGCCAAAAUGCAGUCAGAUCGUGAAUACAAGAAGGAUUACGAAGUCACCAAGACCAAGUAUCAUACUCCUUUGGAUAUGUUCAGCGUGAUGGCUGCCAAGAAAGCCCAGGAAGCAGUUACAAACGCUGGCUAUAAACAGUCAAUUCACAAUUAUACACUCUUGCCUGAUUCUGUGAAUCUGGAGCUAUCAAGAAAUGCGAUGCAGCUACAGAGUGAUAAUGUGUACAAAGCAGACUUUAAUAACUGGUUGAGAGGAGUUGGCUGGAUACCAAUUCAGUCACUGGAUGUAGAAAAGGCCAAAAAAGCUACAGAGAUUCUCAGUGAAAAGAAGUAUCGCCAGCACCCAGACAAGCUGAAGUAUUCUAUUACGAUGGAUGCAAUGGAACAAGUGCUAGCUAAGCAAAAUGCCAAGACCAUGAAUAAGAGGCUCUACACCGAUAAAUGGAACAAAGAGAAGACCAGCAUUCAUGUUAUGCCAGAUACUCCAGAAAUUCUGCAGUCUAGAGUGAACCAGAUCACAAUGAGUAAUAAACUUUACAAAGCUGGAUGGGAGGAAGACAAGAAGAAAGGUUAUGACAUGCAGCCAGACGCUAUUCCAAUAAAAGCAGCCAAAGCCUCCAGAGACAUUGCAAGUGAUUAUAAAUACAAACUGGCCUACGAAAAAGAGAAAGGAAAACAUAUUGGGUUCCGCAGCCUUGAAGACGACCCCAAGCUGGUGCACUUCAUGCAGGUGGCUAAGAUGCAAUCUGAUCGUGAAUACAAAAAAGAUUAUGAGAAAGCAAAGACUAAUUUCCAUACUCCAGUUGACAUGGUCAGUGUUGUGGCAGCCAAGAAAGCACAGGAAGUGGCUACAAAUGUGAACUACAAAAACUUGAUCCAUACCUACAAUGUUUUGCCUGAUGCUAUGAGUCUUGAAUUAGCCAAAAACAUGAUGCAGAUACAAAGUGAUAAUCAAUACAGAGCAGAAUAUGAUGAAAGUAUGAAGGGUGUUGGAUGGAUGCCACUGGGCUCCAUGGAAGCUGAGAAGAACAAAAAAGCGAUGGAAAUCGUUAGUGAAAAGAAGUAUCGCCAGCAUCCAGACAAGUUGAAGUAUUCUGUUCCUAUGGAUUCCAUGAACAUGGUCUUAGCUUUAAACAAUGCUAAAAUCAUGGAUGAG
Molecule: messenger RNA, 4014 nt
Organism: Pelecanus crispus (Dalmatian pelican)
Lineage: Eukaryota; Metazoa; Chordata; Aves; Pelecaniformes; Pelecanidae
Source: RefSeq, a predicted model, not a curated record